Messenger RNA from Thunnus maccoyii (southern bluefin tuna), 1700 nucleotides. RefSeq lists its product as uncharacterized. Gene Ontology annotation, cellular component: membrane. The coding region runs from base 74 to 769 and encodes 231 amino acids. The transcript has 4 exons. Gene Ontology annotation, biological process: adaptive immune response. Lineage: Eukaryota; Metazoa; Chordata; Actinopteri; Scombriformes; Scombridae. Gene Ontology annotation, molecular function: signaling receptor activity. The record is from RefSeq and is a predicted model, not a curated record.
CUCUCUCUCUCUCUCUCUCUCUCUGUGUGUGUGUGUGUGUGUGUGUGUGUUUUAAGUGAAAAACGAAAGCAGUAUGCAGUCAGUGCUGCUGAAGUGGAAGAUAAUGCUUCUUUGUUGGUCCAUGUUGUUGCUCUGUCUCUCCACCAAUGCGGAGAACAUUGCAUUGCAAAGAGAGUCCGGUGAGAGCAUCACCUUGAAGUGUUCCUCUGCAGGAUGUCUCAACAACAUCAAAGAUUUUGUUGGGAUGUAUCUGUAUCGAAGUGUUGAGAACAGGGAGAACGUGAUUUACUAUCAUCCUAAUCCAAACUCCGUGGACAAGAUCACCCCGGGUAUAAGAUACAAAGACAGGAUUCAGACAAAAGGAUCUCUGGAGAGCCACACCAUCAUCAUCAGCAACCUGACCACCAAUGACUCUGGUGUCUACAGCUGUGUGUACAUAAAGUUUCCCACAGGUGAAGCCCGAUGCAACGUCUACACUGUUGCUGUAAAAGUUCACACAGUGGCAGAAGUUACACCACGUCACACUCCUGAUAAAGUCACUCCUGAUAAAGUCACUCCUGAUAAAGUUGCCAACAUGCACCAUGAGAACCAGCAAUGUCCACUCCUGGUGCCAAUCGUCACUUCGUGUGCCAUCAGCAUGCUGGUAACGAUGAUCUUCAACCUGCUGAUCGUCCUGAAGGUGAAACAUUGGAUUUGCAGCAGAAGCGCCCAGCAGGCCCCCAGUAAUCAUGUGUACGAAGUUAUGACCAAGAACGAAGUCGGCCCUUAAGCAGCUCCGGAGGAGUUGUUGUGAAGCCUGAAUCAAACAUUAUCUGCUUGAUGAUCAUUGAAUCAACUUUUCAGAUGAUUUCAAUCAACUUAUUUGUUUGUGAUGCUCCUGUUCUGACUAUGUUUGACUGCUUCAUUCCUUUGUGCUUUCGUGAAGUGCUUUGUGGUCUCAACUCAUACCACAAGUGUCAAAAGUAUCAUUCUGAUACUGAGAGGACUUUAGGUGUUAACCAUUUGAAUGGCUCUUAAACAAUUAAUGCUGUAUAAUAACCACAAUAAACCAGAAACCUUGCAGAGUGAUCAGGCUAUUUAUAAUAACACAUAGUAAUAUUUGAAGGGAAAUACUCUGAUGGUUAAUCAAAGCCACAUGUGAGUGAUUCUGCAGAAACAAACAUGAUGAACAGGUGAGAUAUGUAAAAGGAAGUGUGAUUAAAAAGAAACCAGAGCAGGAGGUUAAAAUCAGCACAAUGAUCAGAUUAGAUCAGAUUAUUGAUUUGUUUAAAUUUGAUGGGGGUGGGUCGAUAUUUUUCAUAAAUGUAGAGUUCUCACAUGAUACUAAAUAAAAUCUAAUAUCAUCCAUAUAUUCACAAUGUGUUAUUUGUAUUCAAUAUUGAUAGUGACUGUAAAUCAUAUUACUGUUAAUAAUUGUAGCUGUUUAUCAUUAUAAGAGAGGUAAUUACAAAUAAUAAUAUAUUUUUAUCUAUUGUGAUUUUUUUAAUAAUAUUUUGCUUUUUUACUUUUAUUACUUUUGAUGCAUUUAUGAUGCAACAUUUGUGCUGUUGAAUCAAACUUCAUAGUGAUAUCUGUAAAGCGUUUACCUAAUGAUGCCAGACGUUUCUCUGAAAAGAAACAGUUUUAUCUCCAUCUGUGGUAUCGUAGCAUGUAUGUGGCUUUACUGUACAAACAAAUAUAUAUGAAUAUAUAUUCAAUAA